Morchella sextelata is the source of this 2121-nucleotide messenger RNA. RefSeq lists its product as uncharacterized. The coding region runs from base 1 to 2121 and encodes 706 amino acids. The transcript has 7 exons. Gene Ontology annotation, molecular function: histone deacetylase activity. The record is from RefSeq and is a predicted model, not a curated record. NCBI's taxonomy places the organism in Eukaryota, Fungi, Ascomycota, Pezizomycetes, Pezizales, Morchellaceae.
AUGACCCAGUAUGGCGCUCCCAUCGACCCUCCGUCAACAAACGGGUCAUCUAAUGCGAAACGUGUGGCCUAUUUCUACGAUUCUGAUGUAGGAAACUAUGCUUAUGUCGCUGGGCAUCCAAUGAAGCCUCAUAGGAUAAGAAUGACCCACAGUCUGAUCAUGAAUUACGGCCUAUACAAGAAGAUGGAAAUAUAUCGAGCGAAACCUGCAACAAAACAGGAAAUGUGCCAAUUUCACACCGAUGAAUAUGUGGAUUUCCUCUCGAAAGUCACCCCAGAUAACAUGGAACAAUAUGCAAAAGAGCAAGGAAAAUACAAUGUCGGCGAUGAUUGUCCAGUAUUUGACGGGUUGUUCGAGUUCUGUGGAAUUUCUGGUGGCGGCAGUAUGGAAGGGGCCGCUAGGCUCAACCGCGGAAAAUGUGAUAUCGCGAUAAAUUGGGCUGGGGGUUUGCAUCACGCAAAGAAAAGCGAGGCAUCUGGGUUUUGCUAUAUUAACGACAUUGUCCUUGGUAUUAUUGAACUUCUGCGUUACAAGCAGCGUGUUCUGUACAUUGAUAUCGAUGUGCAUCAUGGCGACGGAGUCGAGGAAGCUUUCUAUACGACAGAUCGCGUUAUGACUGUCUCCUUCCACAAAUACGGAGAAUACUUCCCAGGUACUGGUGAACUCCGUGAUAUUGGUGUGGGACAGGGAAAACACUACGCUGUCAAUUUCCCCCUUCGUGAUGGUAUUACCGAUGUCACUUAUAAGGAGGUCUUUGAGCCGGUAAUUGGACAUGUUAUGGAAUACUACAGACCAGACGCUGUUGUAUUACAGUGCGGUGCCGACAGUCUAUCGGGUGAUAGACUCGGAUGUUUUAACUUAAGUAUGGCCGGGCACGCGAAUUGUGUGGAGUUUGUCAAAAAAUUCAAUCUACCCACUCUAGUUGUGGGUGGCGGAGGCUAUACCAUGAGAAAUGUCAGUAGAGCCUGGACUUACGAAACCGGUAUUUUGGUAAAUCAGAAAGUCGGCCCAGAUCUACCAUUCAGUGAUUUCUAUGAGUACUUCGGCCCCGAUUACGAACUUGACGUCCGCCCCUCCAACAUGGAGAAUCUUAACUCCCGGGAGUACCUCGAAAAAAUCAAAACCGCUGUCCUACAAAACCUCGAACGCACCCGUCACGCACCCAGCGUACAAAUGACUGAUGUCGGCAGGGGCCUCACGGAACAGGAAGAGGAAAAUGACGCAAUACUUGAUGAUGAGGAAGAUGAUACGAUCGGCAUGGACCGACGCCACACUCAGCGCAGGUGGGAUCGUAACAUUGAAAAGGAAGGAGAACUUAUGUCGGAAUCUGAGGACGAGGAUAUGGACAAUUCUCUUGGUAUCCGUCGCCAGGGAAGAACACGCCGUCGGAACGAGAGCAAUUACAAAGAAACUGGCUCCAAUGCAGGUUCUGGCGUGCAAUCACCUCUGGGUGGCGGCGACAGCGCAGCACCCAGUGAAGCCGGCGGUAGUAAAACUGGUUCCAGCAGUGGCUCAGGUGCGCAGAAGAACCUCGCAGCCCUUCAGAAAGAGGAUGCCGCCAAAGAUAGCGAGGAUGAUCAAAACCUAGCCGAAUAUGAUGAUGAACUAGAAGCUGUCAGGAAGGAAGCUGAGGAAGAGGAGGCGGCAGGUGCGGAUGAUGACGGCGAUGUGGAAAUGGGCGAUGAUACCUCUGCAGCGAAAACAUCGGGUCUAGGCAUGGACGGGGUAAAGGACGAUGAGGAAAUGACUGAUGCCGCUGUUGUGCCCCCACCUACUACAACCGACCCUGUACUUUCACCUAAACAAUCUUCCGUGGCUCCAGCAGCAGAAAAUCCUGAACUUGUCAAGGCAAAAUCACCCACACCUGCCCCACACAUUGUUCCAACAUCACCGCCGGUUGAGAAGCCUGCUGAGAAGCCUGAACCUUCGCCAGCACCAACUCCAGCAUCGGCAGCACCAAAGCCAAUUGAAGCCUUGAGUGGUGCCAAUGCAAUUCCCGGACUGACAUUAGCACAAGCAGCAGAGGACGCACUGGCUGCAAAAGCGGCUGAGGAAACAAGCGCGGAGAGAGAUAAGGGCCCGGCCAGCCCAAAGCAUACGGAAGAAGAGAAAAAGCUAUAG